AUGCUCCAGGUCCAGCACAUCACGGGCUCUGAACCUGCUGCCGCAGCAGCAUCACCUCAAGGAAGCUCUUCUGUGACACCGGGGAACUCGAGCUCGGGCAGUUUGUUCAUCUCCCUGGAACAGCAGACUGAGGAGAAGUACCUGGAGAUGCUGGCUGCCAGUGCUGUGCUCUCAGAUAAGACCUGCUACUUUCGGGGGGAGGAACUCUGGCUGGUGCUGGAGUACAUGGACGGAGGCGCCCUGAGCGAUAUCAUCAGCAGGACCUCCCUGUGUGAAGAUGAGGCAGCAGCCAUCAGUCGGGAGUGUUGGCAAGGACUGCAUUUUCUUCACUCAAACCAUGUGAUCCAUCGAGAUGUGAAGAAUGACAACAUCCUUCUCAGAACCGACGGUUCUGUCAAGCUGGGUGAUUUUGGCCUCUCUACUCAGCUCAGCCCUGAGCAGAGCAGACUACUCAGCUCAGCCCUGAGCUGCUCGGUAGUCGGGACUCCUUGGUGGCUGGCGCCAGAAGUGCUGACAGGUCAACCAUAUGGUCUCAAAGUGGACAUAUGGUCUUUUGGAAUUGUGGGGAUUGAAAUGAUCAAACAAGAACCUCCCUACUGGAACCAAAGUCCCAUCAUGGCUACACAACUGAUAGCCACAGUAGGGACCCCACGGCUGCAGCAGCCCAACCGAUUCUCGCCUUGCCUGCGUGACUUCCUGAGCUGCUGCCUGCAGAGAGACAAGGAGCAGCGCUGGUCUGCCAGGGAGCUCCUGCAGAACAUCAAGGCAGAGCUGCAGAAAACUGACGCUAGGAUCAAGGCAUUGGAGAAGAGGCUUCAGGAAGACAUGAAAAUCAUCAGAGAGGAAGCUAUCUGCCUCCCUCAGGCUCAGGCUCCAGAAAAGCAAGUGUUUCCACAGUGGAACAUGGUGACCCAGAUGGAAGACUGA
Melospiza georgiana is the source of this 927-nucleotide messenger RNA. Its product is annotated as serine/threonine-protein kinase PAK 1-like. Gene Ontology annotation, molecular function: ATP binding; protein serine/threonine kinase activity. Gene Ontology annotation, biological process: protein phosphorylation; regulation of MAPK cascade; intracellular signal transduction. Lineage: Eukaryota; Metazoa; Chordata; Aves; Passeriformes; Passerellidae. Gene Ontology annotation, cellular component: cytoplasm. The record is from RefSeq and is a predicted model, not a curated record.